Molecule: messenger RNA, 3735 nt
Organism: Paramuricea clavata
Lineage: Eukaryota; Metazoa; Cnidaria; Anthozoa; Malacalcyonacea; Plexauridae
Source: the annotation of a GenBank genome assembly
AUGGCCUACACUGAACUUCAAGGUUUAUUUACUAGGUGAGCCAAGUGUUUAUUUGCUCUGAAAAUAUGAACGACGCAUGGGUUUCAAUAGAGAGGUUCAGAUUUGACUUUCACUAUCUCUCACUGGCUUAGCACGCGUCUGAUUGGUUAAUCGAAUGUAUGAAACUCAUUUGAUUGGUUGAUAGUCCCUUAAUGGUAGCGGUAACAGUAGUGGAAGUCAAAUCUGAACCUUUAUACUAAGCACUGUGUCUAUGGUGCCGUAGAGGUUUGUCAACUGGUAUGUAUCAGUGUUUGGUAGCAAAUAAAUAAAGCCUGAUUCACGUAUACCUGCUGUAUGCUGGCGGGCUAUUGUUAUUAGCAGUUCAACGUAGUAAUUCACAAAAGAAUGUAUGCAUCAACAGCUGCAAACAAUGAUAGCGCAGGCAUACCGCAGACAUAUGUGAACCCAGGCUUUAGGGCAGAGUUUUAGUUUAAUUUCCUUGCUCCUGCAGUGAGUGAACCUUUCUGAAAUUGACCACAUCUGCAGCAAGGCUUACUAUACAACCCUACAACAUUUGUUUUUUAGCGUUCUAGAUACAGAUUUUCUCGUACUACAAAUGCAGUCGUUUGACGUAAUCUUGGAUACGCCUCAUAAGAAUAGUUUGAUUGCUUUCUUCAUGGCCAUAGUUGACGUUGCAAAACAAGUUUGGUUACCUUUUGAAAAAUCAGAUGAGUAAGUAUGGACUCUGUUUCAUGAAUUCUUUCAUAAGCUUUUAUUUUUGCCUCAGUCUAAUAUUCUAAGCUAACUUUAUUUAUACUGGAUAGCUCUAUUAGUUUUAGACUAUUCUCCCUGGGAGAUUUAGCAAGGGCAUUCCCUUAUUCGUCUAGUGUUACAGGAGGAAACUGGAGUUCCCGGAGAAAUCCUGUGGUGUUUGGUAGAGGAAUACUCUUCUGACCUGUGAUUGAGGCAAUUGCCGUAGGCUUUCCUCGGUGUUGGAUGGAAAAUAUUCCUAGAAAUUUAUAGAUGUUUUACUUUUCAUAGAGUUUCCGUUAAUUCUGAAUCAGGCCAGCAGGUUUCUUUGAGGUUUAUAGUUGAAGGAAGGUUGAAAUACUCAGAACCGCGAGUUUCUAGAAGUGGCGAUGAAAUAGCUGUUGUAUUACCGAAUAUGGAAGAAGGUAGGGCAGGUAGAGAUAGUUAGGAGUUGGUAGGGAUAGUUAGGGGUUGGUAGUUGGUAGAGAUAGUUAGGAGUUAGUGGAGACAGUUAGGAGUUGGUAGUGAUAGUUGGGAGUUGGUAGUGAUAGUUAGGAUUGGUAGUUGGUAGAGAUAGUUAGGAGUUGGUAGGGAUAGUUAGGGGUUGGUAGUUGGUAGAGAUAGUUAGGAGUUAGUGGAGAUAGUUAGGAGUUGGUAGUGAUAGUUAGGAGUUGGUAGUGAUAGUUGGUAGUGAUAGUUAGGAGUUGGUAGAGAUAGUCAGGAGUUAGUGGAGAUAGUUAGGAGUUAGUGGAGAUAAUUAGGACUAGGUAGAGAUAGUCAGGAGUUAGUGGAGAUAGUCAGGGGUUAGUGGAGAUAGUUAGGAGUUCGUAGAGAUAGUUAGGAGUUGGUAGAGAUUAGGAGUAGUCAGUUGUUGGGUAGGUCGAUCGGUCAAUCAGUCUAUGCUUGACAGUAGUUAAAUGCACCUUGAUAAUAUUGAUACGUUUUGUAGUUGUCGAAGUUUGUGAGGAAACGGAAGAGCCUUGUGGCUUGGAAGCUGACACAGAAGAGACAGAAUGCCAGGAGACUUUGGAAAAGGUUACAGAAGGACAACAAGAAAUAGGGACAACCCAAGCAUUGCAACAAAAUUAUGAAGAGCAAAGAACGACAGUACAGAAACGUGAUUCAAGUUUUUGUUUGAAUAUGGAAUUUGGGAAAUGUGGUGGAAAAGUUUCUUGCAAAGGUGUGGGUUCGAACUAUCGUCGUUAUUAGAGAGGUCAGAUUUCACUUCCAUGUAACGCCUUUAAUUGGUUAGUAGGAUUGAUUAAAUGCAUCUGAUUGGUUAAUUGUAGCAGUGGUGGAAGUCAAAAUCUGAACCUCUCUUUCAUCCAAGGAUGAACAAUUGCAAAUUGUCUGUUCUCACACGAAGCUUUAAUGACAAGCAUUUUAAGGUUUCCAUAUAGCUAAGCCAAUUGCCUGAUCGGAUUGAAUUCUUCAAAUGCACUUCGCAAACAAGUAAUUUCCAACGUGAGCAUAGACAAUGUUUUUUAUCAUUGAUUGUUCAUCUAAGCUUAGAUGUAAAAGAUGAUAAUCGAUCUAAUCUACUUUGAAAAAUCCUGGAGUCAAGGUACAUCUGGUGCAAUUUGACAUUCGUAUCCAUGUUUUCUUUUGUAGGUUUUGACGUGGUAAUCACGGAGAGUAGUAGCGAAAACCAGUCUGUCAGUUUGGAGAUUUUUUAUGAACUUCCAAGCCCGUCCUAUCUGAGCUCUGGCGAAGUGCUUCUCUCACCUUUAGUCGUCGUCGGAAACAUGUCGGAAGAAGAGACCGAGCUACGACUCACGUUUCCCUUCUUACGAGAUCUUCCGGAGGAUGCCGACUUCAUGGCGAAGUGGAUCCGAUUCUAUGGUGGGUCGUCAGGCGACGAUGUUCCGAUGUGGCAAGAUAUACGAACGGCGGAGGAGUUGGACGCCUUCAUGGUCGAAAUUCAGCAAAAUUAUGCAAAACUGCAUACUCAGCAAAAUGUCAGCUUUUGUAUCGUGGGCUCGAGAGAUGAGCCCGCUGUACUGUAUGACUACGGGACAGGUAAUAUUCGCCGUACCGGUUUCAUUGUCCGUUUCUAAUAUAAAACGGGCAAACAUGUAUUUCUAACAAAAUAUUGUUCAUUUCCAGAACUUGAAGGAGAGGCUUAUGGGGAUUAUACCUACACGUAUGAAGAAUACGCCGCAUACUAUGGCACUUAUGAUACUGCAAAUUACGGCGAAAAUUAUUACACCGAAAAUAAUGACGGGGAAAGUAAUGUCACCGAAAAUAAUGUCGCCGAAAAUAAUGUCGCCGAAAAUAAUACCGCCGACAAUUUUGUCACGGAAAAUGUGGGGGCUUCUGCGGACAGUAGUGAUAGCCCUGGGACCAAUGUGACUCUUGCGUCUGCAAGCGCAGCACUGGAGAAGGCACUGCAAAGCCCGAUCCCCCGGCCUGCACUGGGGUUACCCGCUCCAGACGUCCCCACCACGCAACGUCCUGCCCGUCCCCACCCUUCGCCAUUUGACAAUGUGCCUUUGGAAAAGGAGACCAAGAAGAAAUUGAAGGUUAAAAAAGUUUGGAAGAGUUCCAAAAGUAAAAAGAAAGAUAAAGACAAAUAGAGGUUUUAACCCGAUUCUCAUGGGCUUUUUCCCCUAUGUUGUUGAACGAUGCUGAUUGCUUAUGAGACGACAAAGUUGUAGUAAUACAAGAAAAUAGUUAUUUCUGUUGUCAUCAAUUUCUUUAGGGCUGCGGCGCUGCGCAACCUGUGAACCUCAGAGUUCACUGUGCACAACGCUCCUUCCGCUCAGCGGCUCCGCUCGUGUUCCAAGAUCCGCCAUGUAAAGUGUAGUGAGAUGUAUCUCAAUACUAAUCGUAUUAAUCAUAGCCAACAGAAGCCUCUGUGGAGGAGAGAGGUGCGCAACCAAGUUUUUGCAAAAGUUCAGUGAAUACUCGAAGCGCUGAGCUUGCAAAAAUUUCCGGUAUUCUUGGGUUUUCACAACGGCAUUAUGCAGUGAAUCUGACGGGGGGUCAACUUAAAAUGUAUUGAUG